Molecule: messenger RNA, 1216 nt
Organism: Rosa rugosa (rugosa rose)
Lineage: Eukaryota; Viridiplantae; Streptophyta; Magnoliopsida; Rosales; Rosaceae
Product: ras-related protein RABE1c-like
Exons: 9
Coding region: 225-872 (215 amino acids)
Biological process (GO): protein secretion; regulation of exocytosis
Cellular component (GO): plasma membrane
Molecular function (GO): GTPase activity; GTP binding
Source: RefSeq, a predicted model, not a curated record
AAACAAGAGAGAGAGAGAGAGAGAGAGGCACAGAGUGUGUAUGAGGGUGAAAAAGGUAAGAGAGACAGUGCGCAUUAUUAGCGAAAGCCCAAGUCCCCAACCCACCAUAGUCGGAGAAGGGAGCUUUGCUAGGUCUGUGUGUGAGAACCGCUCAUUCAAGACAGAAAGGUUCGAUUUUGAGUUUACAGACGUGUUAGUCUCCAUUGAUUAGGUGAAACCCAGAAAUGGCUGCUCCACCAGCAAGGGCUAGAGCCGAUUACGAUUACCUCAUAAAGCUUCUUUUGAUCGGCGACAGCGGUGUUGGUAAGAGUUGCCUUCUUUUGCGUUUCUCGGAUGGUUCCUUCACCACUAGUUUCAUAACAACCAUUGGGAUUGAUUUUAAGAUAAGGACCAUUGAACUAGAUGGAAAACGGAUUAAGCUCCAAAUUUGGGAUACAGCUGGUCAGGAACGGUUCCGUACAAUCACAACUGCUUACUAUCGUGGAGCCAUGGGGAUUUUGCUGGUCUAUGAUGUUACAGAUGAAUCAUCUUUCAACAACAUUAGAAACUGGAUUCGCAACAUUGAACAGCAUGCAUCAGAUAAUGUCAACAAAAUACUUGUAGGUAACAAGGCUGACAUGGACGAAAGUAAAAGGGCUGUCCCUACCUCUAAGGGCCAAGCACUUGCUGACGAGUAUGGGAUCAAGUUCUUUGAAACUAGUGCAAAGACGAAUCUCAACGUGGAGCAAGUUUUUUUCUCAAUAGCACGAGACAUUAAGCAACGGCUUGCAGACACUGAUACUAGGGCUGAGCCAACCACAAUCAAGAUCAAUCAACCUGACCAGGCAGGUGGAGCUGGUCAAGCUGCACAAAAGUCGGGUUGCUGUGCGUAAGAUGAUUUCAUUAGAAUCAAGGAGGACAUGCAUGGGAGGCUUACACUUAUGCUUGGAAAGAAAACAAACUAAUUGUAUGACAAUACAGUAUGAUGGUGCUUGUAAUCUUCUUCUUCUUAUCUUCCUUUUUUUUCAUCUCAUUCUUUUCAAACCUAUUGUGUGAAAGGUAGUUGCUUAUCAUUUCUCUUCUCUUUUGUGGUAAAGAAUUGACGUGUAACCUGUGGCAGACACAUUUUCGUAUACUGCCCCUUUCCCCCUUAUGCUUGUGACUUAUGGUAGUGUGUGAGAGAUAGAUGGAUGCUUAUCUGAUAUUUUAUAAAUGUUAAAAAGACGUUGCCGCAAAA